CAUAACUACACCUGGCUUGCUCUCCGAGCAGUUUGCUCCGACCUCCAGGCCCAGGGAAGCCCAGAACCUUCCAGUCAGGCACUACAAGCACAAUGGUGCCUGUCCUGCUGUUCCUGCUGCUCCUUCUGGGUCCUGCUGUCCCCCGGGAGACCCACACCGGGCCUUACUCUCUGAGCUUCCUCUACACGGGUCUGUCCAGGCCCAGUGAGGGCUUCCACAGCUUCCAGGCCAUUGCCUACCUCAAUGACCAGCCCUUCUUCCGCUAUGAUAGUGAGGGCAGGAAGGCUGAGCCCCUGGGCCCGUGGAGCCACGUGGAAGGAAUGGAGGACUGGGAGAAGGAGAGUGAACUUCAGAAGGCCAGGGAGGACAUCUUCAUGGUGACCCUGAAAGACAUCAUGGACUAUUACAAGGACAGAGAAGGCUCUCACACCUUGCAGGGGCUGUUUGGUUGUGAGCUCCGGAAUAACAAAAGCAGCGGAGCCUUCUGGAGGUACGCCUAUGAUGGACAGGACUUCAUCAAGUUCCACAAAGAAAUCCCAGCCUGGGUCCCCCUGGACCCGGCAGCUCAGAACACCAAGCAGAAGUGGGAGGCAGAAGAAGUCUAUGUGCAGCGGGCCAAGGCCUACCUGGAAGAGGAGUGCCCAGGGAUGCUGCAGAGGUACCUGCCAUACAGCAGGAGCCACCUGGACCGACAAGAUCCUCCCUCUGUGUCAGUCACCAGCCACGUAGCCCCAGGAAAAAACUGGACGCUCAAGUGCCUGGCCUAUGACUUCUACCCACGAGGAAUUGGCCUGCGCUGGACCCGGGCUGGCGAUGCGCGGGAGACUGAGUCAGGGGGAGACGUUCUUCCCAGUGGAAUCGGCACUUACCAGACGUGGGUGGUGGUGGGAGUCCCCCCUCAGGACAAAGGCCCCUACUCCUGCCACGUGGAGCACAGCAGCCUGGCCCAGCCCCUCACCAUGCUGUGGGGCAAGAGGCAGGAAGCGAAGGCCGAAGGUGACUUGGGGACGCGACCCCAGUAGUCACCCUUUCUGCGGGACACAAGAGACUAAACUCUAGAAAUCACUGUCAGCGUCAUCAGCGCGGCCCAGGG
Molecule: messenger RNA, 1093 nt
Organism: Ceratotherium simum simum (southern white rhinoceros)
Lineage: Eukaryota; Metazoa; Chordata; Mammalia; Perissodactyla; Rhinocerotidae
Gene: AZGP1
Product: alpha-2-glycoprotein 1, zinc-binding
Biological process (GO): antigen processing and presentation of endogenous peptide antigen via MHC class Ib; positive regulation of T cell mediated cytotoxicity; antigen processing and presentation of endogenous peptide antigen via MHC class I via ER pathway, TAP-independent
Cellular component (GO): external side of plasma membrane
Source: RefSeq, a predicted model, not a curated record